ACGUAUUUAGGGGGGGGCUAGAGGGGGCGAUCGCCCCGGGCGGCAUUUUUAUAGGGGCGGCAUCAGAUUUUUAACGCUUUAAUAAAGUAAACAAAGAACUUAAAAAAGUUUCAAUUGAUUUAGAAACUGUGGUAUCAAUAUAUAACUGUCUUAUCCAAUAUAUCAAUGAUCUAAGAGAUAGUUUCGAUCACUAUGAACAAAUUGGGAAAACAAAAUGUGGAAUCAAUGAAUAUAAAACUAAGAGAAAAAAUAAAAAACUCAAAAUUGGAGAAGUUGAUUUAAGUUCUAAAGAAUCAUUUAAAAUAAACACUUAUAUUGUAAUCAUGGACUCCUUACUUACUGAGUUGAGAAAAAGAAAAAUAGCAUAUGACAUGGUAAAUGAAAAUUUUUCAUUCUUCUUUAAUAUAACCGAAUUAAGCAUUAGUGAAGUUAGAGAAAAAGCUGAACGGUUAAGAAAACACUAUUCAACGGAUCUGGAUUUAUCAUUUUCAAACGAAUGUGUACACUUUCGUAGCUAUUUACUUACCUUACCUAAGGAGCAAUUACCUAAAUCAAUUAUAGAUAUGUGUGUAACGCUUAAAAAUGAAGGAUUUGAAGACAUAUACCCGUACGUAAAUAUUGCUCUAAGAAUGUAUCUAUGUUGUCCUGUGUCUAACUGCUCUUCAGAGCGAUCGUUUAGUGCUCUAAAACGAAUUAAAAAUUAUUUGCGAUCGAGGAUGACUGAUGAACGACUAAACAGUAUCGCCAUAUUAAACAUCGAAUCAGAUAUUACAAAAGGUUUAGACUAUGAUGAUAUAAUCAAUGAGUUUAGUUCCUUGAAAGCUCGAAAAAAAAAUAUGUAAAUUUUAAAUAUUUAUUGUUUUGUAAUUAUAGUUGAUAAUAACUAAACCUAUUUUAUAUUAAAUAUUUAAAUGUCAUUAAUUUAUAAAAAUAACAUAAUGUUUAAAGUUUAAAAUCUGCUUUUUUUUUUUUUACUAACUUUUGUUCUAAAAAGGAUACGAUAACGGGUUGUCACCGGAAAGUAAGCUCUAACGCACUCGGUAGUUUAAAAAAGUCAAAUAAUUUUUUUUUGUGGAGGGGGGCGGAAAAACAUUGGCACCCGGGUGCCAAAUUUCUGAAUACGUCUCUGCUGACACCAAAUAAGGAAUAAUAGCACUCAAUCUUGUAUUUGUGUUAUUAAAUAUUAUGUUAAGGCCUAAAUGAUUUUAUUUUCAUAUACAUUUUU
Molecule: messenger RNA, 1225 nt
Organism: Acyrthosiphon pisum (pea aphid)
Lineage: Eukaryota; Metazoa; Arthropoda; Insecta; Hemiptera; Aphididae
Exons: 2
Coding region: 324-842 (172 amino acids)
Molecular function (GO): protein dimerization activity
Source: RefSeq, a predicted model, not a curated record